This is a messenger RNA of Phycodurus eques (leafy seadragon), 1191 nucleotides long. RefSeq names its product C1q and TNF related 13 (gene c1qtnf13). Lineage: Eukaryota; Metazoa; Chordata; Actinopteri; Syngnathiformes; Syngnathidae. The transcript is spliced from 2 exons. Bases 1 to 1191 code for a protein of 396 amino acids. Gene Ontology annotation, molecular function: protein binding. The record is from RefSeq and is a predicted model, not a curated record.
AUGCAUGCAGACAAAAGCUUUGCGCUUCAGGCCUGGUAUGAGAAGUUAUUGGGACAUCAGCAGUUGACCAGCGACCACCUCACUGGAACUUUGUUUUGUUUUUUAAAUAGGAAAAUGUUCAGAAUUCAAAGGGUGCAUUGCUCAACAGCUGAAUGGGGCCCACAAUAUUACCUUGCAGCUUUCCUGAUCAUGAUCACCUGGUCUGGCCCAGUCUCACCCCUGCAUGCCCCUCCAGUGACAGCAGGUCUCCGCUCGGCUUUCUCUGCAAUACGAACCAGUAGCAUAGUAGGGGGCAAGCAGAGUGUUGUGACUUUUAACAAGCUUUCGGUCAACAUUGGAAGGGAUUUCAAUCCAGACACUGGUUACUUUCGUUGCCGUGUCCCAGGAGUGUACUACUUCUCCUUCUCAAUGGGGAAAUUUCCAAAGAAAAUACUGUCUGUAAUUUUGGUGAAGAACGGGCGGGAGGUGCAGGCCAUGGCGUAUGAUGACGACCGCAAAAAGGGCAGGAAAGUUGAAAGCCAAAGCAUAAUGAUCGCAUUGGAGGAAAUGGACACAGUGUGGUUGCUGUUGCAGCAGAGUUCUCAGUAUGCUUUAUACAGCAACGCCGGCCCUUACAUCACCUUCUCUGGUUACCUCGUCUAUCCUGACAUCUCUUCAAGCAGAUACAUCAGCAACCACCUGACUCCUCACCCAAACUGUCCCCCUCAGGCUGAAUCCUGGGUCAGACAUGAGACAUCAGAGCAGCCCCGAUCGGCCUUUUCUGUGGCACGGACGUCCACGUUCAUAGGUCGGAGUCGCAAGCCGCAGCACAAAUCACCUCUGACCUUCGAUGUAGAAUUGGUCAACAUUGGAGGGCAUUUUAACAAAUCCUCCGGCAGGUUCACAUGCCGCUUCCCAGGGGCCUACUAUUUCGCAUUCACGGUGGGGAAACACCCUCGUAAGGCUGUUUCUGUGAAGCUGAUGACUGGUGAGGGUGUGGUGCAGGCCAUGGUGUUUGACGAGGAUGCGUCCAAGAGACGGGAGAUGCAGAGUCAGAGCUUGAUGCUGUCUCUUCGCCGUGGUGACACUGUGUGGCUCUACAGUCAGCACGAUAAUCGCUAUGCUGUGUACAGCAACCAAGGGAGGUACACCACCUUCUCAGGUUUCUUGGUGUAUCCUGAAGCCAACGCACAUACACACAGCCACAAAUAA